AGCGAACAAGAAAGAUGUGUCGAUUAUUAUUUGUUUUGUCAACAAAACAUUAAACAGUUUUUUGGAAUAUAAAAAUGCAAAAAAGACGUACAUUUAGUGAAUAUUCCCGGCCUAGCCGAUAUCGCCUUCUUCAUGACUACAAAAAGAAGAAAAAAUUGCAGCAAAAUAUUGAUGAGACUGAAGAUCCCAUUUUCGAAAAUGCACCAAGUAAUGACUUAUCAGAUCAAGAAUUUGAAAAUCAUGAAUCGAGGAAUUCUAGCAGAGAGAAUUCGAGAAGCAGUGACGAAUCCACUGAUGAGAGUAGCUCUGACAGCUCAGACACAAGUACACAUGCAAAUAAAGAAAAUAAGGAAGAUUCUAGCGAUGAUAAUAGUGAUUGCAAUAAACACCGAGAUUAUGUCAAAAGUGACGAAUCAGAAGAAGAAACGAAUAGUAGUUCGAAUGAAGAUGACAGCAGCAGCAGCAGCGAAAAUGAAGAUGAAGAUGAAAACGAUAAAUUUUUAUAUCCAGGAGCACCGUUAACUGUUGCGCAAAGUAUGAUCGUAAUUUUGUCUCUUCUGAUAAGAUAUCAAUUAACAGGAUCCUGUUUAGCAAGCAUACUAGAAGUGAUUGCAAUGCACUGUAUACAACCAAAUUUAUGCAAAAAAACCCUUUAUUUUUUUAAAAAAUUUUUUAGAAAUAUUGGAGUACCACUUGUUAGACAUUAUUACUGUUCGAAAUGUUUAAAAAAACUACCAUCGCGUUCAUCCAAGUGUACUAAAUGCAAAAAAUUUAAAGGAAUAAGUUAUUUAAUCGAAAUACCUCUUUUAACGCAAUUACAAGUCUUUUUCAAACGACCCGGUUUUUUUGCAAGUUUAAGUCAUAGGUUUACACGGAAAAAACAAAACGAAGAUAACUUGGAAGAUAUUUAUGACGGUAAAAUAUAUAAAAAACUUAGCAAAAAUGGCAACAUUCUGUCUAGUGUUAACAAUAUUUCGCUAAUGUGGAAUACAGACGGUGUGCCGUUAUUCAAGUCAUCUAAAAUUAGCAUAUGGCCAUUUUAUUUCACCAUCAAUGAGCUACCAUUCGCAGAACGAAUUAAAAAGGAAAAUAUGAUUCUUGCCGGAUUAUGGUUCGGUCCUUCAAAACCUUCUCCUAAUCUGUUUUUACAAUUUCUUCAAGAGUCACUACAAAAAUUGUAUAAUGGUGUAAAUUUUACAAUUCAUGGAAAGACGAAUAAAGUGAAAGUAAGGGGUAUUGUAAUAUGUGGAACCUGUGAUUCACCUGCGCGAUCUUUAUUUCUAAAUACGAAGCAAUUCAAUUCAAAAUUCGGUUGCCCGAAAUGCAAAAUCCAAACCAAAAAACUGCGAAAAAAUCUUCGUGUAUAUCCACACCAAGAUGAACUGAACUUACGGACGUCAUCAGAAACAGAAAAGUUCGCUGCAAAGGCUCAUAAGAAAAAAAACCCGUAUUUGGAGUAAAAGGACCCUCUGUAUUAUCGAAAAUAACUCAUGAUUUUAUUCGAACGAUGACUCUUGACGCAAUGCACUGUGUAUUCCUAGGAGUUGUAAAACGACUUUUAUUCUUGUGGUUUCACUCUAAAUUUCAUGGAAAAUCUUGGUCUUUGUCAAAGUUUAUAAAAGUUAUUGAUAAAAGAAUAACAUCUUUAACUCCUCCAUCGUUUGUAAAGAGACUGUCAAGAAACAUUUCAGAUCAUAAGUAUUGGAAAGCUUCAGAAUUAAAAAUAUGGCUUCUAUAUUAUUCUUUACCGAUUUUGAACGACAUUCUGCCAGAACCAUACUUAUCGCACCAUAAACUUCUUGUAUUAGCCAUUUAUUUGUUAAGUCAAAAAAGCGUUUCAAAAGAUAUGGUUGAUCUUGCAGACAGAGCACUUAAAGAAUAUGUGAGCAAAUUCCAAGUUUUGUAUGGCUUAGACCAUAUGACAUCAAAUUUGCAUUCUCUGCGUCAUUUAGCACUCGGUGUUUUAGAUUUUGGUCCUCUGUGGGUAACGUCGUGUUUCGCAUUUGAAAGUAUGAAUGGAAUUUUGAAAAGUAUGGUUCAUGGUACAAAAUAUGCUGAAUUACAAAUAUGUUCAGCUGCAAAUAUGUUGAUGUGCCAUGCAGAAUUAAAAUCAAAAGUUUUACAGGUAGGUUCUUUGGCUUAUAAAUUUUGCAAAAAAAUAGAAAAGAGCGGCACACAUAGAUUAAAAGCAUAUUUUGUGAUGGAAAAAAUCGCCAUUAUCGGCAAAUGUAAACAGUUUAAUGAGUCAUUUGAAAAAUUUCGAAAUUGUUUGACAUCAUUUGGACUUAACAUUGGUUCUAAUUUAAAUGUAUUUUACAGACUUCUGAAAAGUAACCUAGUUUAUUCUUCAGAAAUGUACGACGCAAAGUUUAAAACCACAACAUGUUGUGUGAAAUAUCGAUACAAUGGCGUUAAAAGUAUUGGAGUGGUCCAAUGUUUCCUCAGAAUGUCAACAUGUUCAUGUGGUAAAAAUUGUAAUGCAUGCUAUGAUAACUGCAAAUUAUAUGCUAUUGUUAAAAAGUGUAAGACGACAAAUAACUUCUUUGCUCCGUUACAAAAUACUUGUUUAUCAUUUAUUCACAAAUUUACAAAUUCUCAAAACGAAGAAUAUCUUUUAAUUGAUGUCAACGAUUUAAUUACAGUUUGUUUUAAACUUGUAAUUGCAGGAAAGCCAAAGGAGCCAAAUGUCGUCUACGCAAUAGAGCCCGCGACACUGUCAGAAUAUGAAUAAUAAUUGUUUGUUGAAAAUUAUUAUUUGACAG
Leptopilina boulardi is the source of this 2762-nucleotide messenger RNA. RefSeq lists its product as uncharacterized. NCBI's taxonomy places the organism in Eukaryota, Metazoa, Arthropoda, Insecta, Hymenoptera, Figitidae. The coding region runs from base 75 to 1460 and encodes 461 amino acids. The transcript is spliced from 2 exons. The record is from RefSeq and is a predicted model, not a curated record.